Messenger RNA from Annulohypoxylon maeteangense, 5419 nucleotides. RefSeq lists its product as uncharacterized. The coding region runs from base 509 to 4717 and encodes 1402 amino acids. The transcript has 3 exons. The record is from RefSeq and is a predicted model, not a curated record. Gene Ontology annotation, molecular function: ATP binding; protein serine/threonine kinase activity. NCBI's taxonomy places the organism in Eukaryota, Fungi, Ascomycota, Sordariomycetes, Xylariales, Hypoxylaceae. Gene Ontology annotation, biological process: peptidyl-serine phosphorylation; peptidyl-threonine phosphorylation.
AGUGGGAGGUUUGACUACUUGGAGCUACUAACCUUAGGUAAACUCACUUGACCGGUACGGGAAAACGAAGUGGAUCGGCCCCUAGUCGACCUCUUAUUUUCUUUCCCUUAUUGAAAACAAUCCACCAACCCUUUUUCGUGAUCCUCCCAUUUGACAGCAGCCACUGUCGGUCAACAAUAACAUUUUGCUCCAUCGUCUUUCCUUCCUCUUCUUACGGCCGACUUUGUUGCUUAUUUUCCUUAGUCUGCUUUUUCUUCGUUACGUCCCGGAAUGCGGUAGCAGAAUCGACGCCCUCAGCUCCUUAGCCGGACUGAGAAAUUGAUCGCGAGCCCUUUAGGUCCAGAGCCAGGCCUAGGUCUAGGUCUAGGGGGAUUUCCGCUCUCUUUCGCCUUCGUAAUUUGGGGUUCCUUUGGGAUAUCAUCUGUCGCAAACCCUUUUCGAGCUCGUCGAUCUUAUUCUCCUACCCAUUGCCAAUUCAAAUCACGUCAAUCUAGCCGGACAGCUCCUUAUGAUUAGGGAUCAUAAGGCUCCUGCUGGCCCGAGACCAGCCGCGCAGUCCCCGACUCGAUCGUCCAAGGAGAAUAUCAACCCGGUAAAUCGAAUCCACGACGAGCCAAUGCUUCAUGCAUCAUCGUCCAACAACCAUUCGCUGUUUUCCUUUGGUCGGAAUGGGGCCCCGAGUGACAUAGACGACAACACCACCACCUCUUUCGAAUUCCUACCCUCUGUUAGCUUCGAUGAUCUUCAAAGCAGCCUCGAAACAGCCUCUACCGAAUUUAAACUGACCCAGUUUCCUUCACCGUCUGGCCAGGGGAGCAUUCUUGACGAGAAGCCAUUGGACAUGAUGGGUGGACAGCCUUCGGGUACUGGCAAUAGUGGCGCCGCCCGCUCGGGGGCCCAGCCGAAUUCCACUUCUAACGCAGGUACCAGGCCGUCAAGAUCGGGUUCCAUAUUGAGAAGACCCAGCACGUCAAGUCGACAGGUUAGCAACGGAUCUACUGUGUCUGUGUCUUCUAGUAUAAUCGAUGCGCCGACAGCGCCUGCUGCGAUGAGGAAUCGACGCCAAAGCCAUUACCCCCCGGUUUCUAAUACCAACAUUGGAAAACCUCCAAGGAAAUCGGUCGGCCCGGGACUUAUCGAUGCUGAUUUCGGAACCAGGGUCCAGAAGCGACGGCCAAGUCUGAUAUCAAACCUUUCUGACAAGGGCGGCACUGAGUCUGCUCGAGCCUCUAUGGAUGUUUCUACCGGGCAACCCGGUGAUGGUAGGCCGUCAUUUCAAGGCGCGCGAGCUACGAAGGCUCGUUCAAUACAGCCCGCACCUAGGAUAUCGGCCAAUUUCUCUACUCUCAACAGUAGUAACACCAGUCUCGCUCCAGAUCAAAACCGUACAUCCACCGCGUUCCCAAGGUCACCGAGAGCGGGUGGUAAAGGCUCUACGCCUAAUUCUGCGAGAAGAAUGUCCGUAAUGCCUGGUGCUCAUACCUCUCAUGCCACCGGGCUUGGUGCUAGGACCAUCUCACCCACUGACGCGCAACGGAUGAAGCGUAUGUCGAUACAUCCGACCCAGGCCAUGCCGCAGAUAACAAAUGCACCGCUCCCGCCCCUUGAUGUUCGCCCCCAAUCACGCUCGCCAUCGAUGAUACCUCGAAAAACAUCCACUCCCUCAUCACUAAGAACAACCCCGGAAGUCACUAAUAGGAAAUCCUAUAGCUCAGGAUUAUCGGUUGGUUCAACGACGAGCUUCAACACGCAGCGAACCUCGACCGGUUCAAUACAGCGUACCCUAACCCAAGGAGGUCCAACAUCCAGGCUCCCCGCACCCAAAGCCUUAAAUAUUCACAACCCUCCCACUGGUGAAGAUGAGGAGGAUGUUCCACCCGUGCCUGCGAUUCCCAAGGUUUAUGAAUCACCCAAAGAUUCGCUAGCAGAACUUUCUUUCCUCGAAAAACGGAAAUCAAAUUACACGUUUGAUUCUAGUAGUAUUCACAGUAAUUCUACGGGCACACCUUCGGGUACACCAUCUCAGGAGCCUACGAAGAAGACACCGCGGAAACCCACCGAAAGAAGGCGUGCUCCGCGAAAAACUUUCGCUGGCCCUACCUCUGACAUCGAGCAGAAAAUCAACGGAUCCCAAUCCAAGAAGAAUUUACAGCCGCUACGACUUCCGCCGUUGAGUGUUGGUCCGUUAAGCAUGCCCACAGAGGCAAAAAUCGCGGCUCUACGAGAUCAAAGCGAGGACAGUGGUAAAUUGAGCCCGCCACUGUCAAGGACCAUUGCCAAAACGCCUACAACGCCCAUGACUGCAUCGAAGAGUACGUUCUUUUUCAGAGGGCGCGGCGAUAGGGAUCCUGAGAAGACGGUCCUCCGAAGCAGUAGCACCGUUCACCAUAGCCGAGUAGAAAGUCCCAGUGGAGAAAUUGGGACAAGUUCGUCUGAGUCGCCCAUCCGGGUAAUAACUCAGAAACAAGCUCACAAAAUCUCUGGCUCGCCUUUCCUAUCGUCAUCUGUUCCUAAGGGCAACAACGCCUUUGGUAGUCAAUUGACGAAGUCUAAAACCGUGAGCGAUGUUAGCGCAACCGCAGUCGAUACAGCUACCGAAGCAAGGCCUCCACAAAAGCCAUCUGGUCCUCGUGCGCCGAAGUUAGCCAAGCCAACCAAUAAGACCCCACCAGCUGAGCAGAGCCCCGAAGAACCACCAACGCCAUCCUCGAUGAGCAAUUUGAGGAGAAAAUUGAGCUUGUCUUGGAAAAGAAGUAACUCGAAAAGUAGCCAUCACGCUUCGAACAGCUCUAUUGAUAAGGUCGCCGAGAAGCAGGCCCGGCAGGAGAGCAUGCCACCUCCGCGGAUACCAGUCUCGGCGUCAAUGAACAUUAACUCGGCGAAGUCUUCCAGCCCAAGUCAUGCCACGAAGCCUGCCACAGGAACGUAUCUGGAAACUAGGCGUAGAAAGAGCUCUGCAUCUAGCCUGAAUACUAUGUUUACACAAAAGGGUCGUAAUGAGAGUUGGACAAGCUCGAAGGAAGAUGUUGGCAAUAACUCGAUGAUUGAGACUUCAACACAGCCUCGGACUUCGUCUAUGCAGAAGAUGCUACGCCCAAGGCCAUCAGCUGCCUCGAUUAAACGCCACGAUCCUUAUACUGCCGAUCUAGAUAAGGAUGAUCUCGUUGCCGAGGAUGAGAUGAAGAAAUUAGCAUUGAGGAGAAAGGAGACGGAAAUGGCAGCUCGAACGUUAGAUGCACUGCGCAGAAGAGCAACUCCUAAGGAGCGUGUAGGACCUCAUGAGGCUAUCCGAAUAGCCAUAUUGAACAUCUACGAGAAAGGCGAGAUCGUCGACUAUAGCGACGUUUAUUUCUGUGGAACUCAACAUGCUAGCAAGGUUGUGGGAGAUUUGAACUCGAAGUUACCAAACUUCGGUUACGAUGAUGAGCGCGGCGAUUAUACGAUUGUCACAGGUGAUCACCUCGCUUAUCGUUACGAGAUCGUCGACGUGCUUGGGAAAGGCAGUUUUGGACAAGUGGUGAGGUGUAUAGACCACAAGACUGGUGUGCUUGUUGCCGUGAAGAUCAUCCGAAACAAGAAGAGGUUCCACCAGCAAGCUCUUGUCGAAGUCAACAUUCUACAAAAGCUUCGCGAAUGGGACCCUCACAACAAACACAGCAUGGUCAAUUUUACGCAUAGUUUCUAUUUCCGUGGGCAUCUUUGCAUAUCAACGGAGCUCCUCGAUAUGAAUCUCUACGAGUUUAUCAAAUCCAACGCAUUCCGCGGAUUUUCUCUUAAACUUAUUCGAAGAUUCACUAAGCAGAUGCUUAGUUCGCUCAAUUUACUUAAACAGCACAAGGUGAUCCAUUGUGAUCUGAAACCAGAAAAUAUUUUAGUCCGACAUCCGAUGCAUUCCGAAAUCAAAGUCAUCGACUUCGGUUCAAGUUGUUUUGAGAACGAAAAGGUUUACACUUAUAUUCAGUCCCGGUUUUAUCGAUCACCCGAGGUCAUUCUGGGAAUGACUUACGGCUUGCCAAUCGAUAUGUGGAGUUUGGGCUGCAUCCUGGCCGAACUAUACACAGGUGUCCCUAUUUUCCCUGGUGAGAAUGAGCAGGAACAGCUAGCUUGUAUAAUGGAAGUGUUUGGUCCUCCUGAGAAACAUCUCAUCGAGAAGAGCACAAGGAAGAAGCUCUUCUUCGACUCUAUGGGCAAGCCGCGCUUGACUGUAUCCUCCAAAGGUAGAAGGCGUCGUCCAUCUUCAAAGACACUUCAGCAAGCCAUCAAAUGCGAUGACGAGCCAUUCCUCGACUUCCUCGCGCGAUGCUUGCGGUGGGAUCCGGAUCGCCGUCUUAAGCCCGAGGAGGCCAUUCGUCACGAAUUCAUUACGGGUCAAAAGACCUCGGUUCCCGUCCCGAGAACACGCGAGUCUUCGCCGGUCAAACGCCACAACACUAUCUCAACUCCACGACCUCUGCCAGAACCUCCAGGAGGUGGUAAGAGCGGCCCAUCCAUACGUCCCCGGGAGAGUAACGGUAGUCCCCUAAAACAAGGAGGAGGUGCAAGACGGACAUCCGCAUUUACGGGUCACGCAAGUACCGCUGGUACGAAGAGAACUAGCGCAGGGACAUCUACAACGACAGGUGGCAGCAACCUUCCUCGCGUGGCCGGCCGAAGUGCUAGUGGUAAACAGGAUUUGGCUUCUGCAGGGGCUAAUGUUGCUAUGAGUCGACGAGCUUAAAUGAUUAAUUUUCACAUGGGAGCUUCAUCGAGCAUCCUAGCAUGCCUUAUGAGAUGAUUUUGGGUAUUUAUUUCCGGUAGCAUGCCACGGCGCGAGCAAACCUUCCCCCGGGCUCAUCGACCCGUUUUCGGACGAUGGCGGGGUGUCGCGGAUGCCCCAGGGGGUUCAAUUCCAAAGAGCGAUCGUGUCAAGCAUGAUUAGAACGAAUGGCUACACUACACUUGCUAUUUGACUCCUUUUUUAGUGGCGCUUCUCCGUACACAUCACACAAGCCUUUAGGCUUGUAUCAGCAUCCCGAAUGCAUCGGCUAAACAUACGUACAUGUUACUUCAAACUUAAACUUAUCCCAGUUAUGUUAAAAGGAAUCGAGAGGAGCCUUUAGCUGGGGACAUGAACAUUUUUCUUUCUUCGAAUGAAUGUACUAUAUUACUUUAUAAUGACGGAGGCUCAAGCCGCAAAUGCAAAUACCAAGAUAACUCGGCUUUGAGGAGUCCUCGACGAUACUUUUUCUGGCGGAUGUUCGGAAACAAACAAAAAGAGCUGUUGCUGUUGGAACAAAGGCACCUCCUCAGGUGCAAUCGUUGGUGAAUGGGGCGAAUUCAAGCAAGAGCAAAAUCACGAUAGAGCGGAAAGGGGGAGGGAGAGAGGUAGACAGCGAGGUAUGCGACGUAGAGAGGCAUCGACCUUGCUCAAUAUCAAAAC